CUGUGGCCUCGGCGGGGCGUGUGGCGGGGCUCCCCCGGCUCCCCGAGAUCCUGGCCGGCGGGUCCUGCCCGGCUCCGCUCGGCAGGGCGGCGCCCCGAACCUCUGAAGCAGAGGGAGGACGGCGGACGUGGCCCGGGGCAAGGGGAAUCCUAAGGAGUGAAAGUUAGAAGGAAGCUGUAGUUACGGAGCCGCCAGGUGCAGCUUAGGGUCCCCCAGGCUUUUUGAGGUGGAAAAGUGAAGCCAGGAUGUUUUGGUCCGAGAUUGAGGUGCACGGCAGGUAGAUGUACGGCCCUGGACGCCCAUCCACUUUAUAGAAUUUAAACCUCUCCAAAGUGUAUGGUCAAACUAAAGAAGAAAAUAACCAACACUCUUCUGAAUUGUGUUUGGCUCACUGAUAAUCCCAGGGAGAAAUUAGAGAUCAGUACUAUAACAUAAGCCUCAGUUUCCUGCUUGCUACAAAGAUGUUUGACGUAAAGGCUUGGGCUGAGUAUGUUGUGGAGUGGGCUGCAAAGGACCCAUAUGGCUUCCUUACCACAGUUAUCUUGGCGCUCACGCCGCUGUUCCUAGCUAGUGCUGUACUGUCCUGGAAGUUGGCCAAGAUGAUCGAAGCCAGAGAGAAGGAGCAAAAGAAGAAACAAAAACGUCAAGAAAACAUUGCAAAAGCUAAACGACUAAAAAAAGAUUAAAGGAGUGAACAGACUCUGCAACUAGAGAAAACUCAUCUGGAAAAUUCUGCAGCUUUGGAAGGACUCAUCAAGAUUCCAGUCCAUUUCAUGAUAGUAUUAUUUAGUAAAUUAAGUCUGACCGUAUAGAAGACUCAUGUUCUGACCUCAAUACUGUAGUAACUUUUAGCCUUGGAAAUAGAAAUUUGUUGGUAUCUACUGACAAGUAUUUAAGUUAGCAUUUAUCAUACAGGUGGAACAUACCUAAUGUGAAAAUUUCAAAAUUAAAACCCUGUAAAAUCUAACACCCAUGUCAGACUUGCUGCCAAGAGUGGAAAACCUCACACCUCACUUUGUGAAGGGUUACAGUCAAAAUACAGGUGCACUAAAAACUGUCUUCAAGCCAUGAGAAAUGUAAGUGAACCUGUGUUUAGAUUUGGAUCCCGCCUUCAAGGUAUUAUGAAAUACUCUAAAAUCUAAAGAAAAAAAAUUAAAACAUUCCUGGUCCCAAGCUCAACCUGUAGUAAAAAUCCUUAAACUUGAUACUCAUUUGUCAUUUUGGACCGGAAAAUACCCAAGUGAAAAAUACCAUAAAGAAAAAAAUGGUUUUAGAUUAUGAAUACUAUUUAAGUGAUAGUUUAGAAUGGGGUUCAGUUCUGGACAGAGGAUAUUAGGAAUGUAAAAGAAUUAUUUUCUGAGGUGAAAAGUUUACUUUGGCUUAAAAGAGAUACAGUAUAUUAAUCACAAUUUUAAAAUUACUGCUUAUAUUUUAGAAUGGAAGCAUUACUGAUUUUCUCAAAGAUUUUUCUUAUGAUAUGGCUAGUUGCAUUCUUCUGACUUUAGCCUUUAACACAACUGGUAAUUAUCAAGACACUCUGCUUUCUAAAACCUAAUUUUAUAUAGGAUUCUUAUUAUCUUGACCAUGUAGAAUACCACCUAUUGGAUAGAAUAAUUUUUGUACUUUGAACACUGCCAUUUGCUUAAAUGAGUUGCUAAGAGUAACAUGAUUUAAAUACAGUGAAAAUGUCAUGUGCUGUUGAUACCCUGGGUUCAGUUUUGUGAAACAAUUAAAUGUCACCAGGUUAUUUGCUGAUUAUACAGAUACUACUUUUGUUUUUAUUCUCUUUAUACGAAUACAUUAGUGAUGUACUGUUCCUUUUUACUUACACAGGAUCAAAGUGAAAAUCAAAAAUUCAAAUUUAUGAAAUUUCAUAAUUUAAACCAACUAAGGUUUAAAUUUGGAAAAAUUUUCACGGGUAUAAUAGUGAUUGCAGGGACUGCAAUAAAAUGGCAGAAGUACAAAGCUAGGGAAUCUUUCAGUGGUAAAACACUGGACUGUAAAGCAUGACUUCUCUAAAUGCAUGGUCGAGUAACUUCACUGCAGUAUUAACUGCUUAAUGUUUUCUGCACCUCUGAUAAUGAAUGUUAAGUUACAGUAAUUGUCAAAUAGUCUUAAUAAAAAUGAAGCUAAAUACUGAAAUAAAUUUGAUACUUUUUUAUAAAGA
Molecule: messenger RNA, 2167 nt
Organism: Psammomys obesus (fat sand rat)
Lineage: Eukaryota; Metazoa; Chordata; Mammalia; Rodentia; Muridae
Gene: Smim15
Product: small integral membrane protein 15
Exons: 3
Coding region: 462-686 (74 amino acids)
Source: RefSeq, a predicted model, not a curated record